Messenger RNA from Saccostrea cuccullata (small rock oyster), 4500 nucleotides. Its product is annotated as neurogenic locus notch homolog protein 1-like. The record is from RefSeq and is a predicted model, not a curated record. Gene Ontology annotation, biological process: cell communication. Gene Ontology annotation, cellular component: membrane. The coding region runs from base 75 to 4094 and encodes 1339 amino acids. Gene Ontology annotation, molecular function: calcium ion binding. The transcript is spliced from 8 exons. Lineage: Eukaryota; Metazoa; Mollusca; Bivalvia; Ostreida; Ostreidae.
AAAUUUGGAAGAGAUAAGAUACCCCGUUUUCCAAUAUUAGUACAUAACCAAUUGAAUAUUAGGUCUAGAAGAAAAUGGACGCAAUAAAAUAUGUACCCUUACUGUUGUUGUAUUUUACACCGCAGCUAGUGUUUAGCGAGGUGUAUGUUGCCGUGUCCAUAAAAUCUUACGAGAACCCCGAUAACCGCGUUGAACUUGGAAGAGGGAUUUCUCAUUCAGUAAUCUGCUGUCAUCGACAGCCUGGACCGAAUUGUACCACUCCGUGUACACCAUUUGUCCGCAUCUGUCUGUAUGAAACCACUAACAAAAGAUGUGUUGGAGAACAAAUAAGUAGUCCUUUAAAUCAAACGAAGAACAUGACAUUCACAGACCAAGUUGGAAAUUUGACAAACCCUGUCAUCCUCAAAAUACCAAACUGGUCGGCAAAGGAUCACUAUAACAUUCAGAUUAAGUUCUACGACAUCGGCUCAACGUUUGAAACUAUAUUUUAUAAUGAACAACAUAUCACCGCCAGUCCAGCAGACAACUCGGGGUCGGCAGUGGAAUACAUAAGUAAUCUCCCUUACAAGCCUACAGGGGCUAGGGUAGAGACUUCAUACCGUCUGUACAAGUGUAGUCCCUCACCGGAUGGUCACAUACAGUGUGAUGCAAAAGGUGAUACCCUGUGUGCUCCAGAUUUCUACGGACCAUCUUGCAACAUUCACUGCAAGGUUACUGUUGGGUCAUAUUUCCAAUGCGACAAGAACGGCACAAAAGUUUGUAAAGAAAAAUAUCAUGGUGAUAAUUGUACGAUUUUUUGCGAUCCGCCACGUCAUGGGGUAUGUGACGUCACUGGUAUGCUUCACUGCAAUCCAAAUUAUUUUGGAGAGAAAUGUGACGUUUUCUGUUUGACACCAGCAAAUGGAACAGGACAUUGUGAAGCAAACGGCACACUGAUUUGUCAUCCAGGUUGGACUGGGAUAAAUUGCUCAACAGUCCAAAAACUUUGUGAACACGGCCUUUCAAAACCAGAUAAAUACAGUCCCAUGGGAUAUAAAUGCUACUGCGAGUCUGGGUGGUCCGGUCCAAGGUGCUCUAUCGAUAUCAACGAAUGCAACGAUACAUCGAUGUGUGUUCACAACGAUCAAUGCGAUAAUCGUCCAGGCGGAUAUCUGUGCAUAUGCUCUUCUGGCUGGGAAGGUCAAAGAUGUGAUACAGAUAUAGAUGAAUGCAAACAAAAUCAAUGCAUUCGAGGAAACUGUUCGAACACGCCCGGUAACUUCAGUUGCAUUUGCGAGAAUGGAUGGACAGGUAAUUUGUGCGACAAAGAAUUAAAUGAAUGUAACUCUAACCCUUGCAAAAAUAAUGGAACGUGUCAUGAUCUGGAUGGUUACUAUAACUGCACAUGCCCUGUGGGAAUAACCGGAAAUAACUGUGAAACCGACGUUGACGAUUGUGCACGUGUUGUGUGCCGAAAUAACGGAACCUGUAAGGACGGUUUUAAUAGUUUUACUUGCCUUUGUCAACCAGGAUUUUCCGGACCUUUGUGUGCGAUAGAAAUAAACGAAUGUGCCAGUUCACCUUGUAAAAAUAAUGCCACUUGUUUGAAUGGCAUAAACAGUUUUUCUUGUCAUUGUCCUCCAGGAUGGAAUGGAACACUAUGUGACGUCGAUAUUGACGAAUGUAAAAUGAACACUUGUCAGAAUAAUGCGACAUGUAUCAAUGAAGUUGGAUAUUACAACUGCUCAUGUGCAAGUGGAUUUUUCGGUAAAAACUGCGAGACCGAUUUUGACGAAUGCACUAGCAAUCCUUGUAUGCAUGGCGGAACCUGUAAUAAUGUAAUCGGUGGUUUUAAGUGUGACUGUUCCCCUGGUCACAUAGGCGACAAAUGCCAAUAUCAGGACUAUUGUAAAUACAGCCCUUGUAAAAAUAAUGCCACUUGCUUCAACAAUAAAACUGAAUUGACAUGCCAGUGUACAGAAGGGUGGAGCGGGUUUGACUGUAACAACGAUACAAAUGAAUGUUUAUCCAGUCCCUGUGUGCACGGUAACUGUUUGAAUACUCCAGGCAGUUACGUUUGUACUUGUGAACCUGGAUGGACAUCGUCUGCGUGCGACCAAGACAUUGAUGAAUGUAUGAAUGAUCCUUGCCAAUACAACUCAACAUGCAUCAAUAAGAAUGGUACAUUCGAAUGUCAUUGCGCCAAAGGUUAUACCGGUGAAAACUGCAGUAUAGACAUCAAUGAUUGUCAAAAUGUCACGUGCCAAAACAACGCCACCUGUGUGGAUCUUCUAGAUGACUUUGUUUGCAAUUGUUCUCUCGGAUUUGAGGGUCGGUUUUGCGAGAAUGAAACGAAUGAAUGCAGUAGCAACCCUUGUCAGCAUGGAAACUGUUCGGAUUUAAUUGGAGCUUAUUCAUGUUCCUGUUUACCAGGGUGGGAAGGUGUCAACUGCACACUUGAUAUCAACGAAUGUAAAAAUGAAAAUUGUUCCAAUAAUGGGAUUUGCGAGAAUUCAAUAGGUAGUUACCACUGUAACUGCACCGCUGGGUUUUCUGGAGAUCAUUGUGAAACAAACAUUGAUGAAUGUGCGUCCAAUCCUUGUCAACAUAACGGCACAUGCCAGGACCGGAUAAAUGAUUUCUGGUGUGACUGUGAUAGUAGAUACAACGUUGGAAAAAUGUGUGAGUACGAAAACUUCUGCAAAUACCAUCCUUGUAGAAACAAUGGAACUUGUAAACAACAUGGCAAUGAGUUUACGUGUAAAUGUUUACCAACGUGGACAGGUCUUGCAUGCGAGGAUGACAUUGAUGAAUGCGCCAAUGGCACCAGUGGCUGCAAAACAGGAGAAACAUGCAUAAACAAACUAGGAGGUUUUGAAUGCUUAUCAUGCAAACCUUCGCCAUGUAAGCAUGGAAACUGCUCGAUAAAUACAAAUACGUCUAGUAUAUCAUGCAGUUGUUCGCCAGGAUUUGCAGGAGAAAAAUGUGAUAAAAAAGACAACUGUGCACCGCCUAAUCCGUGUAGAAAUGGGUUCCGUUGUACCAAUGAAGAUGACGGUUUCCGUUGUCAUGAUCCGUGUAAGUCGUCACCUUGUGGAAACAAUGGAACAUGUAGAGCAGUCAACGGAACUUACAGCUGUAACUGCUCUUCCGGUUUCAUUGGAAGUGACUGUAAACAAAAGGAUUACUGUCGCAAUGUAACUUGUCAAAAUAACGGGACCUGCGUCAACGGACCCAAUGGUUUUAAUUGUACUUGUCCAUCAACCUUUAGCGGCAAACUUUGUGAUAAGUUCGAUUACUGUACAUCAAGCCCAUGUCUGAACAACGGAUCGUGUUCGCUGGACAAUGCAGGAUCCCAGAAUUACACUUGUUCGUGUUCGUUUGGAUUUACUGGUCCAGAUUGUAAUCAGACAGAUUAUUGUGCUCCCGAUCCAUGCAUUCACGGCAACUGCUCAAUUUCUAACAAUACUUACGAAUGUAAAUGUCAUUCUGGUUGGUAUGGCACAGAUUGCGAUCUGGAAGAUUUCUGUCUUCAGAAACCGUGCGCAAAUAAUGGAGGAUGUGCAAAUAACAAUCAAACGUUCACGUGCAAUUGUACGGAUGGCUGGAUGGGAUAUAAUUGCACAGAGGCUGAUCCUUGUUAUCCUCAAAAAUGUUUUAACGGAGGUAAAUGUUAUAGAUACAGUGGAUCAUUCUAUUGCUUAUGUGCACAAGGAUACACGGGGAAUAACUGCACAGAAGAUGUGGAUGAGUGUCAAGGUCAGAACAAUUGUCCGCAAAUUUUUACAUGCGUCAAUGUUCCAGGAUCAUACCAUUGCGAACCCCCCAACGGUCUUCCCAGAUCAUUGAUUGGCAAUAGAGGUGGUGCAUACAAGGGCAAAAUAAGGAAAUUAUUGGUUGAAAGUAAUUAUAAGGAGUUUGUGGCUGAUUUGAAGCAGGAACUUGUGAACCAUGGCCUCUGUCCACAGGAAGCGGAAGUUGAUAUAUCAAUCAUGGGGAUUGAACAACAUUUAACGCUUAACCAAUCCGUCGUGGAAAUGAGAGCCCUAUGCAGAGGGAAGACUAUUUCACAAGAAAAUCUUAUGUUAGCUUUAUCAGGAUUAGGCUUGGUGUAGAACAUGUGCAGAAUUCGUUUCUAUACUUUGAACAAUUUUGUGUCAUUUAACUGUCCUCUUACAUGAACAUGGAAAUUAAAGAGUUACUGUACUUGUAUCGGAACAUCAGCGGGGAGCGAUAGUACAUGUAUAAUCCGGUCGCAUCAUGCGACAGCACAUAUAAAUAUGCAUCCAUGAAUGCAUGUAUUUGUAUUAUAAAUAAAAAGGAAACGACUUAUCUGGAGAUUGCAUGUGGACCUUGUAUAUAUUUGGAAAUGUAAAUAAUAUGCAUGUAGGAAAGAACACUUUAUAGUUUUCAAAUGUUAGAUAUAAAUUACAUGUUUCAUCAUUUACUUAAAGGAUUUUCUUUAUAAUCAUAUUUUACAAUUAUAUAUUUAAUUCGAUUUUUUUAUUGGUUAAUCACAGA